Messenger RNA from Rangifer tarandus platyrhynchus (Svalbard reindeer), 3111 nucleotides. Lineage: Eukaryota; Metazoa; Chordata; Mammalia; Artiodactyla; Cervidae. The record is from the annotation of a GenBank genome assembly.
AUGGAGGUGGUGGGCGACUUCGAGUACAGCAAGCGGGACCUCGUGGGACACGGGGCCUUCGCCGUGGUCUUCCGGGGGCGGCACCGCCAGAAAACUGAUUGGGAGGUAGCUAUUAAAAGUAUUAAUAAAAAGAACCUGUCAAAAUCACAAAUACUGCUUGGGAAGGAAAUUAAAAUCUUAAAGGAACUUCAGCAUGAAAACAUUGUAGCACUCUAUGAUGUUCAGGAAUUACCCAACUCUGUGUUUCUGGUGAUGGAGUAUUGCAAUGGUGGAGACCUGGCAGAUUAUUUGCAAGCUAAGGGCACACUCAGCGAGGACACCAUCAGAGUGUUUCUGCAUCAGAUCGCAGCUGCCAUGCGCAUUCUGCACAGCAAGGGCAUCAUCCACAGGGACCUCAAGCCCCAGAACAUCCUGCUGUCCUACGCCAGUCGCAGGAAGUCCAGUGUCAGUGGUAUUCGCAUCAAAAUAGCUGAUUUUGGUUUUGCUCGUUACUUGCAUAGUAACAUGAUGGCUGCCACGCUGUGCGGGUCCCCAAUGUACAUGGCUCCUGAGGUUAUCAUGUCUCAACAUUAUGAUGCCAAGGCUGACUUGUGGAGCAUCGGGACAGUGAUAUAUCAGUGCCUCGUUGGAAAGCCACCUUUUCAGGCUAAUAGUCCUCAAGACCUAAGGAUGUUUUAUGAAAAAAACAGGAACUUAAUGCCUAGCAUUCCCAGAGAAACAUCACCUUAUUUGGCUAAUCUUCUUUUGGGUUUGCUUCAGAGAAACCAAAAAGAUAGAAUGGACUUUGAAGCAUUUUUCAGCCAUCCUUUCCUUGAGCAAGUUCCAGUAAAAAAAUCCUGCCCAGUCCCGGUGCCCGUGUACGCUGGCUCUGCCUCUGGAGGCUCCUAUGGCAGCUCUCCGUCCUGUCGUUUCGCCUCUCCACCGUCCCUUCCAGAUAUGCAGCAUAUUCAGGAAGAAAACUUAUCCUCCCCACCAUUGGGUCCUCCCAACUAUCUCCAGGUGUCCAAAGAUUCUGCCAGUACUAGUAGCAAGAACUCUUCUUGUGACACGGAUGACUUUGUUUUGGUUCCACACAACAUCUCGUCAGACCACUCAUAUGAUAUGCCAAUGGGAACUGCUGGCAGACGUGCUUCUAAUGAGUUCUUGGUGUGUGGAGGGCAGUGCCAGCCCUCCGUGUCCCCACACAGCGCAGCUGCCCCCAUUCCCGUCCCCACCCAGGUGAGGAACUACCAGCGCAUAGAGCAGAACCUCACCUCCACUGCUGGCUCCAGCACAAAUCUACAUGGCUCUCCACGAUCUGCAGCGGUACGAAGGUCUAACACCAGCCCUCUGGGCUUCCUCCGUCCGGGAUCUUGCUCCCCAGCGCCAGCAGAUGCGGUUCCGGCCAUAGGACGAAGACUCUCCACUGGCUCUUCCAGGCCUUACUCACCUUCCCCUCUGGUGGGCACCAUUCCUGAGCAGUUCCGUCAGUGCUGCUGCGGGCAUCUUCAGGGUCACGAAUCCAGGAGUAGGAACUCAUCAGGUUCUCCCGUGCCGCAGGCCCAGUCACCACAGCCUCUCCUGUUGGGCGCUAGACUGCAGAGCGCUCCCACCCUCACCGACAUCUACCAGAACAAGCAGAAGCUCAGAAAACAGCACUCUGACCCUGUGUGCCCAUCCCAGGCUGGGGCAGGCUACAGCUGCUCCCCCCAGCCCAGCCGGCCUGGCAGCCUCGGGACCUCCCCCACCAAGCACAGCGGGUCCUCCCCGCGGAGCUCAGACUGGCUCUUCAGAACUCCGUUACCAACCAUCAUUGGCUCUCCUACUAAGACCACGGCUCCUUUCAAAAUUCCCAAAACGCAAGCAUCUUCCAACCUUCUCGCCUUGGCCACUCGCCAUGGGCCUUCCGAGGGGCAGCCAAAAGACGGGAACAACCCAAGGAAAUGCACUCACUGUGUCCUGGUUCAAGGAGGGGAGAGGCAGAAGUCCGAGCAUCAGGUCAAGGCAGCGUUUGGCAGGUCCAUCAGUACUGGGAAAUUAUCAGAUCAACAAGUAAAAACACCUUUUGGUGGACAUCAGGGCAGCACGGACAGUUUAAAUACAGAACGACCAAUGGAUACAGCCCCUGCAGGAGCCUGUGGUGUUGCCCUGGCCCCUCCUAUAGGAGCAGCAGCAAGUCCCAGGGCUGUGAUGUUCACAGUGGGGUCUCCCCCACACAGGGCCGCAGCCACCACGUGUGCCCACAUGGGCCUUCGGAUAAGAACCACCUCAGGGGGCUCUAGCGGCUCCGGGGGCUCUCUGUGCUCCAUCGGUGGCCAUGUGUGUGGGGGUUCCCCACCUGGGCUGUGCUCGGGGUCUCCCCCUCCGGGAGCAGAAGCGGCCCCCAGCCUGAGACAUGUGCCUUGUGGUGCUUCACCCCCCAGCCUGGAGGGUCUCGUAACCUUUGAAGCCCCCGAACUGCCAGAGGAAACGCUGAUGGAGCAAGAACAUGCAGACACCUUACGCCACCUGAACUCAAUGCUGCUGUUCACGGAGUGUGUGCUGGACCUGACAGCUGUGCGCGGGGGGAGCCCGGAGCUCUGCGCAUCGGCCGUCUCCGUGUACCAGAUCCAGGAGAGUGCGGUGGUGGACCAGAUCAGCCAGCUGAGCAAGGACUGGGGGCGAGUAGAGCAGCUCGUGUUGCACAUGAAAGCUGCACAACUCCUAGCAGCCUCUCUGCAUCUCGCCAAAGAGCAGAUCAAAUCCGGGAAGCUGAGCCCGUCCUCGGGUGUGAAGCAAGUUGUCAAAAAUCUGAAUGAACGAUAUAAAUUCUGCAUUAUCAUGUGCAAGAAAUUGACAGAAAAGCUGAAUCGCUUCUUCUCUGACAAGCAGAGAUUUAUUGAUGAAAUCAACAGCGUAACUGCAGAGAAACUCAUCUAUAACUGUGCUGUAGAAAUGGUUCAAGCCGCAGCCUUGGAUGAAAUGUUUCAGCAGACUGAAGAUAUUGUUUAUCGCUAUCAUAAGGCAGCCCUUCUUCUGGAGGGCUUAACUAAGAUUCUUCAGGACCCGGCAGACAUUGAAAACAUCCACAGAUAUAAAUCUAGUAUUGAAAGAAGAUUGUCAGCACUCUGCUAUAGCACCUCAGCCUUGUGA